Rotaria sordida is the source of this 1008-nucleotide messenger RNA. Lineage: Eukaryota; Metazoa; Rotifera; Eurotatoria; Philodinida; Philodinidae. The record is from the annotation of a GenBank genome assembly.
AUGUCAUCAUUAUCAACAGCACAAUUAAUUCUUAAUGCUUCUUAUCAGUUAACAAUCUAUGUUAGUUUUAUUAUUUUAUUUUCUGGUAUUUUCGGACAUAUUGCUAACAUUUUCGUAUUUACUCGUCUGAAAAUUUUUCGUGGUAAUCCAUCUGCUUUUUAUCUUAUCGCAGAAUCGAUUGCUGAUAUACUUGAACUGAUGAUUCCAUUUACAUCUCGUAUUGCAAUCAGUGGAUUUAAUAAUGAUCUAACACAGAGAUCAUUAGUUUGGUGUAAAUUAAGACCAUUAGUAUUGCAAUCUAUAACUCUUGUUUCACUUAGUAUUGUUUGUUUUUCUUCUAUUGAUCAAUAUUUAACAACAAGUUAUUAUCCAUUUUUAAAACAAAUAAGUACAAUAAAAUUAGCUAAAAUUCUUAUUACUAUUUCAACUAUAUUUUGGACCUUACAUGGUACAUCAGUGUUGUUCAUAUUUCAAAUUCAAUCAACAUAUGGAUGUAAUAUAUAUAAUCAGAAUUUUUCAAAAUAUGUUACAUAUGGUUACUAUGUAAUAUUUACGGGAGUUUUACCGAUCACUAUUUCGACAUUUUUCAGUGUAUUAGCUUAUCGAAAUGUUCGGCGUAUCGUACGACGUCAAAUGAUAUUACGUCGACGAAAACUUGAUCAACAAUUGACAGCAAUGAUUCUGGUUCGAGUUGGUUCUUUUGCCAUUAUGACAAUACCGUAUCUUUUACAACGGAUUUAUGCUCUUAGUGCUAUAACAAACGAUAGCAGUGUGAUUUCUCAAGCCAUUGUGCAAUUUAUAGGAAAUAUUGCACUUUCAUUGUUCUAUUUUAAUUAUGCAGGUUCUUUCUAUUUAUUUUUAAUAUCAUCAACACGAUUUCGACGACAAGUUAAACAUGUUUUUAUAAACAAAUGUUGGAAAGUAUGUUGUAAAAAACGACUACGCCAAAAUCAAGUUGGAACACUGACACAAUAUUCUGCUAGUGAAUAUGAUCUACAAUCAAUUUAA